CAGAUUCAGAAAAUGAAAAUUUCCACUUGUAAUUCUCCUGUGCUUUCAAUUUUUACUUGCUUAGCUGUAAAGCAAAACACAAUUCCAUUGAUGACAUAUUUUAAUGGCCCAAGAUCCAAGUUACUAACAAUUAUGCACUAAUAAUACAAACUGUUAAGCUAACAAUAAACCAUGUUGGCAUCUUAUAAAUUCUAUUCCAAAACUCUUAUAUAUGUAAGCAAAAUAAGGCCCUCUAAGCUUCAUGGCUGAGUUUGCAGAGUAUCAGCAGAGGUUUAGGCUUUCUCAGCCUUUGACAGAGAUGAUGGACAUGAACAUGGAGAUGCUCAAGCAUCUUCCAGAGCUGAAUCCAAGCAUCUUGGAGAGUUUCAGCAUCACUGACUUCUCAGCAGACUCUUUGUUGGCCCGCCAACAACCUGAAUUUACAGCAACAUAUGAUCACAACAACCUUUCAAGUACUUUCCAUCCUGACAUCUUGAGUACAGCAACAGUUGUUCAUACUGUUACCUUGAAUCAAAAUGAUUCCCAUGACAGCAAGAAGAGAAAAUCAAUGGAACUAUCAACCAGCAGCUACAUUUCUCCUACAGCCUCUACAAACGAAACAAAGAAAAAGAACAACCUAGGAGGAAGUAAGAAAGGUGAAAACAAAGAGAAAGAAGGGGACAAAGCAGAGGAAGUUAUUCAUGUUAGAGCUAAGAGAGGCCAAGAAACAGACAGUCACAGUAUAGCAGAAAGGGUAAGAAGAGAGAAAAUCAAUAACAAGUUAAGGUGCUUGCAAGACCUUGUUCCUGGAUGCCACAGGUCAAUGGGGAUGGCAGUUAUGCUAGAGGAGAUAAUCAAUUAUGUACAUUCAUUGCAGAAUCAAGUUGAGUUUCUUUCCAUGGAGCUUGCAGCUGCAAGUAGUUCUAAUGACCUGAACAAUGUAACAGAAUCUUCAAAGAGGGCUCAGGGAACAGACUCAACUGAAGCACAGAAGACACAGAAAUGGUUGAGAGAAAGAUAUGGAGAAAUCACUUGCUUCCACUCUGCAUGGUCCAUUUGACUGCAUUUUUGGCAAUUACUCUUUGUCGCUAUAAAGCACAUGGAUAUGCUCCCUAGCUAUCAUCCUUUGCCAUAAAUCAAAUAUAUCUGUAUUUAUGUGGCAGACAUGCUAAAGAUAUUUGCAUUACUUCACAAAAAAUGUCUAGAAAUAAAGUACAAAAAAAGAAGAUUAUGUUGCUAUUUACUUGUCCAAUUUGGGGGCUGAUUUUUCUUCUUAUUUUUUUUUAAUAUAUCAAAUUUGACUUUCUUUAGUGAUCUGUGGCGUGUAACAUCCUAUGUAUUGAUAGGCCCUGUCGGCAUGAGCAGUUAAGCAUCAAUUUGAUUCAGGAGGUUCUCUUGGCUUUAUGUAUUGCUUGUUUAUUCAUUGUCCAUUCUGUGACAAAAUUAUACAUGAACCCACUUUAUGAUUUG
Molecule: messenger RNA, 1449 nt
Organism: Populus euphratica (Euphrates poplar)
Lineage: Eukaryota; Viridiplantae; Streptophyta; Magnoliopsida; Malpighiales; Salicaceae
Product: transcription factor bHLH75-like
Exons: 6
Coding region: 242-1039 (265 amino acids)
Biological process (GO): regulation of DNA-templated transcription
Cellular component (GO): nucleus
Molecular function (GO): protein dimerization activity; DNA-binding transcription factor activity
Source: RefSeq, a predicted model, not a curated record